AUGUCCGACAUUGACUACAACUCCCUCGAUUUAUCCUUUAUCCAGGUCUCGUUCGACGAUGGCAUUUUGGUCAUUGUCAACAAGGUUAACGCGCGGAAUACCUUUGUCGCGUCAUUGAUCCCAGAGCUUGUACAGGCUUUGGAAUACGCAGAUAAGGAUGACAGAGUCCGGGUCGUGAUCUUUACAGCAGAUCAUACCGCCCCUGCCUAUUGCUCAGGAGCCAAUCUAUCCGACGCAUGGCACUGGAAUGGCAUUGAUCCAGACACCAUCGCAGACCACGACUACCGGGAUGCCGCAGGCCAGGUUUCUUUGGCCGUCCUUCGAUGCCGGAAGAUCACCAUUGCAGCCAUCAACGGCAACGCAGUGGGUGCUGGUGCGACUGCCUUGCAACUCCCUUUCGACUUCCGCGUCGCAUGGGGAGGUGCGAAGAUCGCCUUCCCGUUUGCAAGCCGCGCGGUAUCGCCUGAAGGAGCCACGUCCUUCCUCCUCCCUCGCCUUCUCGGGUACUCUGCAGCGACAGCACUCCUCCUGUCGGGACAAAUAUUCCUGCCCACCCACCCCCUCCUGAACCGACUCUACUUCACCAUCCUCCCCAAACGCGAAGAUGUGCUGCCCGCAGCCUUGACAUUCGCCAGAGAACUAGCGUCCUCGACUUCGGCACCAUCCAUUGUUGCCACAAAGGCGCUGCUGCUCCACGCCCCAUCGAGCGCAGAGGAUGCUCAUAUCAUCGAGUCAUACCUUUUCAAGAAGAUGAUCACUGGGAACCGGCAUGAUCUCGUCGAGGGGACGCAGUCGUUCAAGGAAAGAAGGUCAGCAGUGUUCACUGACACGGUGGACCACAUGAAAGAGUGGGCACCUUGGUGGACGUCGCUGAAUGAAGCGCCCCGAGCGGCGAAAUUGUAG
Molecule: messenger RNA, 903 nt
Organism: Pleurotus ostreatus (oyster mushroom)
Lineage: Eukaryota; Fungi; Basidiomycota; Agaricomycetes; Agaricales; Pleurotaceae
Exons: 6
Coding region: 1-903 (300 amino acids)
Source: RefSeq, a predicted model, not a curated record